Microplitis demolitor is the source of this 1924-nucleotide messenger RNA. RefSeq names its product gustatory receptor 68a. The transcript has 9 exons. Gene Ontology annotation, cellular component: axon; membrane; neuronal cell body. The record is from RefSeq and is a predicted model, not a curated record. Lineage: Eukaryota; Metazoa; Arthropoda; Insecta; Hymenoptera; Braconidae. Gene Ontology annotation, biological process: sensory perception of taste. Bases 926 to 1924 code for a protein of 332 amino acids.
GUUAGUUGUGUUAAUGAUUUUUAAUUAUUUAUUUUUUUAUUUUUAAUUCAUGAUGUAAUUUUGAAAUUUUUGAUAUCCGUUUAUUUUAGCUGAUUGAACUUUCACAUGACCUUUUGCACAGAAAAAUUGAAUUUAGCAUUUAUGGAAUGAUUUCACUGGACGGAUCUUUUCUACAAGUGAUCCUAGGGACUAUUAUCACUUAUCUUGUUAUUCUAAUACAAACUCACCCUCAAUAAUGAAAAUCAAAAUAUUCCUCCUUAUAUAUUCGAAAUUUUCAAAUGACAUCAGCUAAAGUUUAAAAAUACUGUGUACCACAUUGAUUUAUUUUUUAAUCGAUGUCAAUUAGAUGCAAAUUCUAAAGAAAUUCUUGCUGAAUUUUCUCAUAGCUUAAGGCACCAACUUCCGGAAUUUACUACUUACGGAGUGAUAAAACUUGAUGGAUCUCUUUUACAAAAUGUUUUCGGCUCAAUAGUAACUUAUCUCAUCAUUCUUAUACAACUUCACUCUGACUGAGUGGUGAAUUUAAAAACAGCACAGCAUUCUACAAAAACACAUUAUCAAUUCGAUGAUUGAUAAAUGCAAUAAUAAAUUUUUUAUUCCUGUGUUAUUUAUGUGGGAAACGGAAAAUCGUUUACUAUCUCGAAGACUUAACAUAUCGAUUUGCCUUUUUAAAUAGAAGAAGUUUUUGAGAUGAUAAAAGAAAACAUUAUUUUCCUUAGAAAUUUCUAGAAGUUUAUUUGGACUUAAUAUCUGAAAAUUUUUGAUAUCUAUGAUGAAAAAAAAAAAUUGCUUAGAAGUUUCAUGAACGCCUUGGAAAGUGGAUUUUAAUGAAAUUUUUCAUCCUAAAACUUAUAAUUAUAUCCGAAUAAAUCCACAUGAAGUUUCAAAGCUUGGGAUUAUAUACAAUGUUUUUUUGAUAAUUACCAUGGUUACAUAUAUAGCAUUUGGAAUUGCAUUAGGUCUAUUCGAUCAAGAUUAUGUAAGCUCAGUUAUUGUAACGAUGAUUGAUACAAGUCUCUUAUCAUUUGGACUCAUAGUUCUUCUUAUCAUGUGGUUAAUAUAUACUUCACAACAACGCAAAAUCGUAAAUAUACUCAAUAAUUUGUACAAUCUACAUAAUCGUUUGAAGAAAUGUACAAGAUAUAAAUUAGAAAUCGAUUUUUGGUUAUAUAUUAUAACUUUCAGCAACAUUAUAAUAUGCUUUACUAUAUUAAUACUUGAGAUACUUACCGCUUUAAAUUAUACAGCAAUAUUAUGGGCUAUUCCGUUUAUUAUGGGAAGCUCUGUUUUAAUGCAAUACGCACUAUCAUUGAAUGUUAUUAUUCAAAUUUUAAAGAGUAUCAAUAAAGCAAUUUUCAAGCUUGGAAAUAUUGAUACAGAAGAUAAAAGUGAAACAUUAUUUUUCUCGAAAGUUUUAAUUGAAGAAUCGAUUAUCGAAGAUAUUAAUAUCCUCAAUUAUUCACACAUGAAAUUGAGUAAAAUUUGCAGCGAAAUUUCAAACUUUUAUGCAAUUCCAACAUUAUUGACUAUAAUUUAUUUUGUUACAACGACAACAUAUAAUUUUUAUUAUAUGAUACUGGCAUUAAUUACGAACGGUGAUGAAUUUUUGUUAAUACUUUGUAUAGACUGUGGCACAUGGUGUUUGGCAAUACUUACCGAAUUUGCUGUUCUGACUACAAGUAUCACCAGAAUCACACGUGAAUUUAAUGAUACUUCACACUGCAUUUUUUUACUUUUUAAUCGAUGCAAAAUGGAUUCAAAUACUAAAAAUACGCUCAGUGAAUUUUUAAACAGCCUAUUGCACCAUCAUCUGGAAUUUACUACUUACGGAGUGAUUAAUCUAGACGGUUUUCUAUUACAAAAUAUUUUUGGGACAAUAGUAACUUAUCUCAUUAUUUUGAUACAAUUUCGUCCUUACCAAUAA